ACCAACCUCUAAUCCUCCAGGAGCCAACCCAGCUAAGACUACAGAAAGAUGAGGAGGAUCAUUGCUGAAGAUCCAAACUGGUCCCUGGUUAUAGUGCCCUGUUUGUCAAACCUCUGUCUGCAAAGCAUUGUCACAAACUUUGAGGAAAAGCCAAUAUUUAGAGCCUUGACCCCCACCCAGAAAGCCUUUGUGCAGGAGAGAUUGUCUACCUCGGUGCCACUGCGUGUGACAGCCAACCUGAUUGGUGAUGGUGUCUACUGGAAGCGGUGCUGUGAGCAGCGGUGGGACCUUUGUGACGUCUCCCUUCAUGGCAACAGCUGGAAACAGAUGUUCUUCGCGAGGCAAAUGGAGCACGUCAUUGAGCUUUUUAUCCCAGAUGUAACGGAGCCAAAUGCCGUCCUAGAGAUGGUACCUCUUUGUAAGAACUAUGUGAAAAGGCUGGACAUCUCCCAGCUCCUGCCGCCUAUCAAGGAGCCCCAGAAAGAGGAAGAUGAAUAUGGCUCAGAGUUGGCAAGUGAAAAUGAGUACGACGGACCGUCUAUGGACCACUUUGACUUUAGCAUCCUGCUCAACAAGCUGACAAACCUGGAAGAGCUCCAUUUGGUGUACAGUGUCAAACAGUGUGGUAUGAACUUUGAAUGGGAGAUGUUUGAGAUGACUGACAGAGAUUGUGAGUCCCUCGCCAAGGCCCUUAAGUCCUGUAAGACUUUGAAGCUUCUAAGGCUCCAUCAAAGCCACGUUGAGGAUAAAAAGUGCCGUCUGCUGGUGAAAUUCCUUUUGGACCACCCGUCCCUCAGGGAGCUCGACUUCUCUCACAACCUGAUCGGAGACAAAGGAGCCAGAGCCAUCGGCAAACUGCUCACCAGGAGUAAACUGGAGACACUGAACAUGUGCGACAACGAUAUCAGAGGCCCGGGAGCCAAAGCUAUAGCUCACGCCCUGUCCAACAACUCCACCCUUUUGUCACUCAACCUGCGUCUCAACCGUUUGAGGGAUGAGGGGGGUGAGGCUAUUGGUAAGGCCUUGCUGAACAACAACAGUCUGCGUCAUCUGCACCUGGGAGGCAAUGAGGUGACGCUGCCUACUGCCAUUGCUCUGUCUAAAGUGCUAGUUCAGAAUAACACCCUGAAGAGCAUCAAUCUCUCCUGUAACAAACUGGGUGUGGAUGGAGGUCGAGCUCUGGAGGAGGCGAUGUCUCACAACACCGGUGUAACAGAAUGCGAUAUCCGCCUGACGGAGGUUGAUGAGCAGAGCGUUUCUUUCAUCAACCAGGUGGUUUGGACCAACCAGAGUUUAGAACAAAAGAGGCGUGCUCAGGAGAGUAAAGCGAAGUAGACAUCAGCAGCUCCUCUUUUUUAAUACAAUACACCGCUCUUUGUUAGUCAAUGAUCAGCA
Molecule: messenger RNA, 1395 nt
Organism: Morone saxatilis (striped sea-bass)
Lineage: Eukaryota; Metazoa; Chordata; Actinopteri; Moronidae
Gene: drc5
Product: t-complex-associated-testis-expressed 1
Molecular function (GO): protein binding
Source: RefSeq, a predicted model, not a curated record